Molecule: messenger RNA, 3018 nt
Organism: Lotus japonicus
Lineage: Eukaryota; Viridiplantae; Streptophyta; Magnoliopsida; Fabales; Fabaceae
Product: vacuolar-sorting protein BRO1
Exons: 8
Coding region: 78-2741 (887 amino acids)
Biological process (GO): protein transport to vacuole involved in ubiquitin-dependent protein catabolic process via the multivesicular body sorting pathway
Cellular component (GO): endosome
Molecular function (GO): protein binding
Source: RefSeq, a predicted model, not a curated record
UACUUAACCGCGUAUGUAAGUUUUAACACUUUUUCUUCCUCAACAAUUAGUCAGUCAUCAUCAUAAUUUAUUCAGUGAUGGCGGGGUCGACGUCGUCCUCCGCCGCGGGCAGCACCAAUAUCAUGCUCGCGAUCUUCGAGAAGAAGGCGAACACGGUGGAUCUCUACCGCCCCCUCCGCAACUACGUCGCCUUCCACUACUCCGAGCGCGAGGCCCAAAACAUCGAAGACGAUCUCCAAACCCUAAAGCAGCUCCGCUCCGACCUCGACCGCAACCCCGAUCCCUCCCUCCCUUCCCGCCGCGACCUCCUCCAGAACUACUUCAAGGCUCUCUGCCAGGUCGAGACCCGUUUCCCCAUCUCACCCGACCCGGACCAUGUCAACUCCCUCACCUUCGUCUGGUUCGAUGCCUUCAAGCCCAAACUGAAAGCCUCUCAGCAGAACAUCCACCUCGAGAAGGCCUCCGUUCUGUUUAACCUCGGCGCCGUCUACAGCCAGAUUGGUUUAUCUUACGACCGCAACUCCGUCGAUGGCCGCCGGCAGGCUUCCCACGCCUUCAUCGCUGCAGCCGGAUCCUUCGCUUUUCUACGGGACAAUGCCUCCAUGAAGGCCUCCAUCGGGAACUCCACCACCGUCGAUUUGUCCGUCGAGUGCGCUGGAAUGUUGGAGAAGCUCAUGCUCGCUCAGGCUCAGGAGUGUGUCUUCGAAAACACCAUUGCUAAAGGGAGCACCCCUGGUGUUUGUGCCAAGAUCUCUAGACAGGUUGGACUGUAUUAUGAGGAAGCAUUGGCCGCGCUCAAUGUUGCGCCUUUAAGCCAGCAUUUUGACAAGUCAUGGAUAGUUCAUGUGCAGUUAAAGUCAGCUCUAUUUUAUUCAGAAGCUUGUUACAGAUGUGGAUUGGAACUGCAUGAAAAAGAGGAGAUAGCGGAGGAGAUUGCUAGAUUAAGGAGUGCGGUUAGUGUUCUUACCGAAAUUAAGAAAAGCUCAAAGGGUGCUGCGGUUCAGAUUCUGGAUGCGAUUAGCAAGUUGGAGGUCAAUAUUAACCGGAACUUGGAAAGGGCUGUCAAGGAGAAUGAUAGAGUUUACCUCAUGAGAGUUCCUUCUCCCAGUUCGUUGUCACCACUUCCAGCAUUUUCUAUGGUGAAACCUAUGCCGAUGAACGAGGUGUUGGAUGCGAGCAAAGAGAAGAUGUUUGCAAGUCUUGUCCCUGACAACAGUGCAAAGGCUCUCUCUAGGUACACCGAGAUGGUGGAUGAUAUUAUAAGAACACAAGCUGAGAAGUUACAGCAAGCUAGUGAGCUAACCCGAGUUAGGCUUAAGGAAAUGGAGCUGCCAGAUUCUAUUCUUGCUUUGGAAGGAAAUUUUACUCUACCAACAAAUCUCAAAGAAGAUGUCGAGGCUGUGCAGAUCAGUGGGGGCCCUGCUGGUUUGGAAUCAGAGCUGCAGCAACUUAAGGAUCUGAGGAGGGUGAAUCAAGAAUUGUUGGUUCAGACUGAGGAGUUAUUGCAGAAGGAAGCAAGAGAAGAUGCUCAGUUUAGAAGCCAAUUUGGAACAAAGUGGACUAGGCCUCAAUCAAGCACUUUGACAAAGAACUUGCAGGAUAGACUCAACAGGUUUGCGGGUAACCUGAAACAAGCUGCAGAAAGUGAUUCUAGGAUUGAGCGUUCAGUUAGAGAACAUUCGGCUCUCAUGGCAAUCCUGGAUGCCCGUCCGAUUGAAUCAGCACUCCCGAGCUUGGCAAGGCCAAUUAUGUCUUUUGAUCAAAAUGAAGAUGCUGUCGUGGGGUCUCUCAAGCAAAGCUUGAGACAACUAGAGACUCUUGGAGCUCAAAGGGCUGGUCUUGAAGACAUGUUGAAAGAGAUGAAAAGAAAGGAUGAUAUAUUACCCAAGUUGAUGACAUCCACCGGUUCUUAUGAGGACCUUUUCAAGAAGGAGGUAGCAAAAUAUGACCAUAUUUGUGAAGAUAUAGCUCAAAAUAUUGAGGCUCAAGAGCAGUUGUUGCUGCAGAUCCAGGCUCAAAAUGAUGAUUUUUCUGCUAUCUUCAAUCUUGAAGACUACAAAGCUUCACGUGAAAAGUCCUACAAGCAGAUUGAAGCUGCCAUAGCCAAGUUUCGAGAAAUAAAGGACAACAUCAAUGAAGGGUUAAAAUUCUAUGUUACUCUACAGGAUGCAAUCACAAAUGUAAAGCAGCAGAGCAAUGACUUUGUAAUGACAAGGAACAUCCAGUGCAGGGAAAUGAUUGAAGAUGUUCAGAGACAAGUGGCUGGUUUGAGUUUCCAGGACAAAAACAAUGGUGCUUAUAACGGCAACUACCCUUCAGUGGGAAACCAAAACCCAAGAUCCAACACACAACAAACAGAUCCUUCUCGUCCCCAAACACCUUAUUAUCAGCCUGAUCAAAGAUCCGAUACACAAACGAAUCCUUCUCGUCCCCAAACACCUUACUACCAGUCUGCUGAGCAGCCACCUGUUCCUGCCUAUGGUCAUCACCCUCCCCCAUAUGGUCAUCAGCCUCCACCUCCAUACCAAAUUCCACCAACAUCAGCUGCUCCAUACCCUCCCCCCCAGGUCCACCAGCAGCCACCAGCAAGCCAUGAGUAUGGCCAACCUGCAUAUCCCGGAUGGCGUGGUCCAUACUACAAUGCACACGCGCAACAACCUGCUUCUGCUCCUCGGCCUCCAUAUACCAUCCCGUCUCCAUAUCCUCCGCCUCAUCAAAGUGGCUACUAUAAGCAGCAAUAGUGUGUUCAUCUAAGGGUCCUGUAGGGUAAAAAUAAUAUUCUUUCUGAUGACACUAUCUCUGGAAUAAAUGAGAUUCAGCCCUUUAUUAUACAGCCUUCACAUGUUUCUUUUAUUGUCAUUGUAUUUCUAUCUGGUUUGCAGCAUCAUUUGAUUGUGUAUAGUUUUAGCUUAUACAACAAGGUCGUGUGCAUAGUUGGUUGACUUGUCCCUUAUGAUGGGGUCCUCCCUUCUAUGUAUGCUUGUCUUAAAGGGAAAUAUAUGCAGAGUUUUUUAAUCA